AUGUCCCUCUGGCAAUACUACCGCAACCUCACCCCGCGCACGCGUCUCUUCAUCGGCGGCGGGAUCAUGGCAUAUGCCGCCUUCGGCCUGUUCGCGUCGGACAAGGCCGAGGAGGUCUUCGGAUUCACGCCGACCCCCGAGGACAAGAAGCGACUGGAGGAGAGUCUUCCUACGAUCAGGACGGUGGAGAAGAAGUGA
This is a messenger RNA of Dissoconium aciculare CBS 342.82, 198 nucleotides long. RefSeq lists its product as uncharacterized. Bases 1 to 198 code for a protein of 65 amino acids. The transcript has 2 exons. The record is from RefSeq and is a predicted model, not a curated record. NCBI's taxonomy places the organism in Eukaryota, Fungi, Ascomycota, Dothideomycetes, Mycosphaerellales, Dissoconiaceae.